This is a messenger RNA of Fusarium mangiferae, 1809 nucleotides long. RefSeq lists its product as uncharacterized. Gene Ontology annotation, molecular function: DNA binding; zinc ion binding. The transcript has a single exon. NCBI's taxonomy places the organism in Eukaryota, Fungi, Ascomycota, Sordariomycetes, Hypocreales, Nectriaceae. Gene Ontology annotation, biological process: DNA-templated transcription. Bases 1 to 1809 code for a protein of 602 amino acids. The record is from RefSeq and is a predicted model, not a curated record.
AUGUCACCUGAACCCUUCCCACCUGAGUCUCUUCCUAAGACGCCACAACAGCAACAUGAGUCGAGUCACAUCUAUGGAAAUGCGGCCCACGAACAAAGUAAAUCGCUUGUGGCAAUGUUUGAGUCCUUUCUGAAACAACAACACCAGGGCACGCCCGGAAGAUCUGGGAUAGUAUUGCCGGGAGAACCGUCGCCACUGACAUUUGCGUUGGGGGAAUUCCAGCAUAGAUACGGCCGAGGACUUCACCACGUGGGCCGUCAGAUCGAGGAAAGGGCAUCUGUGGCCGAAGCCGAGCAUGGCGUGCAUCCGCCUCAUCUGGCUGAAUGUGAUGUUGCCUGGUUGAAAGCCAAGGGUGCAUUCGACCAUCCCGACGACGGCAUUUCUGACACCCUUCUAAGAGUGUAUCUGGAAAGGUUUCAUCCUCUCUAUUCUAUUGUGCGAAAAGAUCGUUUCGAAACAGCAUUCCGCCAAAGAAAGCUUCCAUGGAUAAUUCUGCAUGCGGUCUGCUUCAUCAGUGUCACCUUUUGCGACCGAGCUGUGAUAUACCAAUCACAGUUCAUGUCGCGACUAGAAGCACGCCUUUAUUACUAUAACAAGGCAAAAGCACUAUUUACGAUGGACUACGAAACAGACCGACUUGCACUGCUAAAAGCAGUUAUUAUGCUCAGCUUCUGUGGACCUCAGCUGCAAAGCCAUUGGAGUCCUGGCAGUUGGAUUGGCUUUGGAGUUACCAUCGCUGUGUCGCUUGGUUUGCACCGAGCUACUGGGUCGUUCCGUGCAAAUUCCAGCGAAGACAGAGGAUUACUGCGCCGUUUAUGGUGGACAUUGGUCAAUCGGGACGCGCAUCUUUCAGCACUACUUGGUCGGUCGAUGCGGGUGAAUCUUUCACUAUGCGACACUGACUUACUAACGUUGAAUGACUUCGAGGAUGAAAUGACAUGCUCCCACCAAAAUGACCUCAGCUGCAUCUGCAAGCAGACAAUCCACUAUCAAAUACAAAUGGCCAAACUUUCUAUUAUUCUUCGCAGAAUCUUGCUCCAUCGCUUUGGUCCCACCAAGAGUACAACAACAGUUGAAGAACUACAUCAAAGAAUUGUUGAUUGGCAAUCGAAACUCCCUAGUUCUUUUAGUUCGGGUCAACAGACAUCCAAUCCCUUCGUGCCUAACCUCGUUGUCAAGAUCCUUUUCAACUACCACCUCCUCAUUCUACAUAUGGAACGACCAGAACGAAUCUCAUCUGCUUUUGAUCAUAACUCAUCACUCAAUGAAAAUCGAUCCGUAGCAGUUGCCCAAGCAGCAGCAUCAGCCAUUGCUUCAACUGCUGUUACUAUUAUGAAGAGGUCGAUAAUAUACGCCUUACCUCACGAGGUCUUCCCGGCUUUUUUCCUUGCUGGCAUUAUCUUAUCCAGACAGGCCAGUCAGCAUAAUCCUGCAAUCGCUGAAAAUUGUCUCGCAUCUCUGGACAACUGCCAAAUUGUCCUGAACGAAGCCCGGGAGUCGUGGGACUCAGGCAACUGGGCGACAAAGCUGUUCGAGUUUCUUUUGUCUACCUCUAGUGAGACAGAUGAUGCUCACGAUGCAGAGGCACAGCAGGCAACCGGGGCACAUACUGACAUGCAGACUUCUCUGAACACCGCCGCUUCGGGGAUUGAUUAUCCUAUGAUAGAUUUACCCCCCCAGAGCAUCUUGCCUUCUCUCGAUGCAAGCACAAGGUUUGAUGAGAGUGGUCCAUUUGAGCUGGGAGACCUACUUCUUAUGCCCAACCUCUGGUUGCCUGAGGACGAUGGAUUGCAGACGUUCACAAUGUAA